UCCUUUCGAGCCCACAACGUUCAAAUUCGUUUGCUACGCUCACGAGAGCGGACGUGCAGUGCGGAAAAAUCCGACGAAAUCAGGCAAAGUCCCCAGAUCCAAACUAUAUACGGAAUAAGCAAACAAAAAACAAACUCAAAACAAAACCAAAUUAAUAUAGCGCGUCUGCUGCUUGCGGUUGUGUUUCGUCUGCAUUUAAAUGAACGGGCAAAAACUGCGCGAAAUUACAUAAAUCGAAAGCUAAUUGAAACGAAAACCUGUGUCUUAGCGAAGUGUGAUUAACCCAACUACCCGAAAUCUAAACAGAUCCAAUUCGAAUCGAGCAAAUCCAGUGACAGUCUGUGCCGAAAUGGAGAAAAACAACAACGAGCUGUCCGCCGAGAAUGCGCAGAUCCUGGCCAACGGACACGCCCACCCCAAUGCCAAUGGAGUGGUCCACCCUAAAAAGGAGGCAGUCGCUCCUGCUGCCGAUGGCUGGCGUCAAGUCCUGUGGAAUACCUGGGAUGCCUUUGCGGACGUGGCCUGGUUCAUCAUCUGCUGCAUUGGAUACAUCCUGCAGGAUCUUUACUACAUUGCCUUCGGCUAUCCCGAAAAGGAGCUCAACACAGACAUUGCACUGAUCACAGGUGGUGGCAACGGACUUGGUCGCCUUCUGGCUGAGAGACUGGGAAAAAUGGGAACCAAGGUCGUUAUCUGGGACAUCAACAAGAAGGGCAUUGCGGAAACCGUCCAAAUUGUCGAAGAGGCGGGUGGCUAUUGCAAGGGCUAUGUGGUGGAUAUAUCCAAAAAGGAGGAGGUCUACAAGGCAGCCGAUGUCAUCAGAGACGAAGUCGGUGAUAUCACUCUGCUGAUCAACAAUGCGGGCGUUGUAUCUGGGCUGCACCUUUUGGAUACACCUGACCAUCUGAUCGAGCGAUCGUUCAAUGUGAAUGUCAUGGCACACUUUUGGACGACAAAAGCGUUUCUGCCCAAAAUGAUUGAGAAUGAUCGAGGACAUAUUGCCACGAUCGCCUCGCUGGCCGGCCAUGUGGGCAUUAGCAAAUUGGUCGAUUACUGUGCGAGUAAAUUCGCAGCGGUUGGCUUUGAUGAGGCUUUGAGGCUGGAGCUGGAAGUCCUUGGACAUACGAACAUCCGAACCACCUGCAUCUGCCCCUUCUUCAUCCAGGCCACUGGCAUGUUCGACGACGUGAAUGCCAGAUGGGUACCCACACUGAAUCCCAACGAUGUGGCCGAUCGUGUCAUUGCGGCCAUCAGGAAGAACGAGAAACUGGCCGUCAUUCCCGGUUUCCUGAAGGUCCUCCUCUCCUUCAAGUGGACCUUCCCCUGGGGCUGCGUGGGUGGCUUGCUGAAGCGACUGGUGCCCGACGCCUCCCCCCAUGGCCUGCCCAGCUCCAUAGCCGUUCCCGCCGUACCGCUGAACUCCAGUUCCAAGUCGACGGCCGCCGAUAUCGCCGCUUUGGAUGCUGAGCUAAGUAGCGUUACUCUGCCGGCGAAGCCACCCUCGAUGCUCAUCCAAAGGACACCGUCGCUGGGGGAGCGAGUCCUUUGAGCGCCCAACACCAAGAGCACACCAUCCACUGCUGUUGUUGUAUUCACAUUAUUCUUUUUCCAACGUGGAGGUACGAGCAUGUGUAA
Molecule: messenger RNA, 1635 nt
Organism: Drosophila mauritiana
Lineage: Eukaryota; Metazoa; Arthropoda; Insecta; Diptera; Drosophilidae
Product: estradiol 17-beta-dehydrogenase 11
Exons: 8
Coding region: 350-1549 (399 amino acids)
Cellular component (GO): lipid droplet
Molecular function (GO): oxidoreductase activity, acting on the CH-OH group of donors, NAD or NADP as acceptor
Source: RefSeq, a predicted model, not a curated record